This is a messenger RNA of Lentinula edodes (shiitake mushroom), 279 nucleotides long. RefSeq lists its product as uncharacterized. The record is from RefSeq and is a predicted model, not a curated record. The transcript has 2 exons. The coding region runs from base 1 to 279 and encodes 92 amino acids. NCBI's taxonomy places the organism in Eukaryota, Fungi, Basidiomycota, Agaricomycetes, Agaricales, Omphalotaceae.
AUGCGUUCCGUCAUAUUGUUCUUAGGCUUUAGCCUCCUCACAUUUACUGCGGCAGUCCUCCUCGUUAUUAGUUGCCAUCUUGGAGCUGUUGCUUUGCCUUUGGUCGUCCGCGAAGCUUCUUCUGUGGAGACAACAGCAUCCUUACAACUAAAGGUUCGAGCAGACAGCUAUAAUUCUUCUUCUCAGGCGAGCACCCAACACGGCCAUACCGUCGGUACUCUGGAGUGGUUCGAAGCCGGAUUCAUCCUACUCCCGCAGCGUGGUCGGAAAAAAAUCUAA